Messenger RNA from Gastrolobium bilobum, 2102 nucleotides. Its product is annotated as transcription factor TCP15-like. The transcript is spliced from 2 exons. NCBI's taxonomy places the organism in Eukaryota, Viridiplantae, Streptophyta, Magnoliopsida, Fabales, Fabaceae. The record is from RefSeq and is a predicted model, not a curated record. The coding region runs from base 332 to 1480 and encodes 382 amino acids. Gene Ontology annotation, molecular function: DNA-binding transcription factor activity; sequence-specific DNA binding. Gene Ontology annotation, cellular component: nucleus.
AUCAUUUUCUCUCUCUCUCUCUCUAUAUCUUUUUCUUUGCAAAGAGAGAACAACUCAGCUGGCAGCUCCUAUCAGAAUCCACAAAACACAUACACAAAGAAAGAAAGACAGACCCACAAGCUAGCCCACUAUGCGAUAACACAUACCCAAAAGAAAAAGAUGUUCUAGAAUUAUGAGCAUAUCACUAUAGCUGCUAUGCUACAAUAAGAGAGAGAAAACAAAAAGUUCUUUUAUUUUUUUAUACAAUAAACCCCACCCAAAUUUUUUUUUUUUUUUUUUUUUAAAUCUUUAUAGAGAGAGAAAGAGAGAGAUUAGUAUAUGAUAUUCGAUCAUGGAAGCUGAUCAUCAAAAUGGGAUCCGCAGACCCAAUUUCCCAUUGCAACUGUUAGAGAAAAAAGAAGAACAACAAGAACAACCACAACCACCCUCAACCGCCAUCGUACACGGUGGUGCAUGCGACGGCGUUUCCAAGAAGCCGCCGCCGAAGCGGGCCUCGACGAAGGACAGGCACACCAAGGUGGACGGCCGCGGCCGCCGGAUCCGCAUGCCGGCGGCCUGCGCCGCAAGAGUGUUCCAGCUGACGAGGGAGCUCGGCCACAAGUCCGACGGCGAAACCAUCGAAUGGCUGCUCCAGCAGGCGGAGCCAGCCGUGAUCGCCGCCACCGGAACCGGCACCAUUCCCGCCAACUUCUCUUCCCUUAACAUCUCGCUUCGCAGCUCUGGCUCCACCUUAUCAUCACCCUCCCACUACUUCAGAAACAACAACAACAACAACAACAACAACUACUUCAACCCCAUAACAACAACAACAACAACAAACUUCUCCGCCACGCGGAACCGAAGCGAGUGGGAGAGAAACAUGGUCGUAAUUGAAGAUUCUAGAAGGGCCUUGUUCCCUGACAAUUCUUCUAUAUCUUCUUUUCUGAAUUUCAACUCUGCUGCUAAUAAUAACUUAAAUGCUGCUCUGCAUGCAAAGCAAGAGCUCCGGGAAGAACCCGGCAACGGUUUGGGAAGAAAGAGAAGACAAGAACAAGAAACGUCUCUGAGUCAGAUAGGAAGCUAUUUAUCACAGUCAAGUACAGGCUCGGUUCCGGCGAGUCAUGCUUCAAUUCCGGCGAAUUUUUGGAUGAUGAGCGGUGGUGGCGGCGGUGGUAACAUUGGUGGUGAUCCCAUUUGGGCAAUUCCCUCUAUUGGGAAUAGUAAUAUGUAUAAAGGGUCCAUGUCUAGUGGUGGUAGUAGUGGUGGCAUUCAUUUUAUGAAUUUUGCUUCUCCAAUGUCUUUAUUGCCUAAUCAACAUCUAGGUUCUGGCAUGGUUGGUGGUGGUGGUAUGGUAACUGAAAGCAACUUAGGUAUGCUUGCAACCCUUAAUGCCUAUAGGCCUUAUUUGGCCGGCGGUGGCGGCAGCGGUGUUCCGGAAUCUUCGACAAAUGCCGGACAACAUCAGCAUCAUGGAGGAGAUGAGGGACAUGAAACAACGUAGUACUCAACAUCAAUUCAUGAGGGUCAAAUGAUAACAAGUGUAUGACCUGAUGCUAGUUUCUUAUUAAUUUCCUUCUACUACUACUACUUUUAUCAGUACUUUUGGUUGCAACACAUGCAGGCACAAGUUUGAUUGCUUUGAUAUUGAGUUCAAUAUUCAAUUUUGGUGUGAUUUUGCUGAGGAUCCAUCUUAGGGUUUGAGAAGAAACAUACGUAUAUUUUAACAAGGGUAUUCGACAAUAAUUGCUAUGCUAUAUAUAAAGGUAUUACAUGGCGGUUAUGUGAGCUUUUAAUUUUGGUGCUGAAAUUUUGGGAAAAUGAACUAACUAGACUCUGCCAAAAGAACGUUAAUCCCCGGACCCGCCCAGAAUCGAACUAGUCGCGAAGUAUUGAACCGAUUGGAAUUUAUCCAAAAAAUACUUCUAAAGAAAUGUUAAGAACUAAAUGGAAGGAUAUAUAAAUAUGGGGACUCUUCAAAACAGUAACAAAUUCUUUAGUUAUUCCCAAAAAAGUGUAUGUUUAGUUGAAAGAAAAGAUACUACAACAUAUAGUUGUAUACGGUGCAUUCGGGAAGGAUGAAUUGCUCUCAAAAAGGAAUCUAUUGAUUCUCUCCCAAUUGGUUG